AUGUCCAUCCUAAACCUGAUCGCCAGUCUCAGCGCCUCAAGCUACCCGGCGAUGUAUACCGUCCAUUACCGCGGCCUGUGCAAUCCAAGCAAUAUGGACAAGACUGUAGCUAGCGGCGGUGGUGGAGGUCCCAGCGGCGAUAUCACCGCGACAGUGGCGUCGGUGGAUGAGGUACUGGACCUGGAUGGAUUGACGAUUGACGCUGCCAUUAGAAGAGAAGAAGAAAACGAUGAAGGAGAAAGAGAUAUAUCCCCACGGAUGGUGGGGCAAGGAGCAGCGAGCAGCAGUCGAGAACAUGGUGGCAGGCGCGGUCGGAUGCGUCUACGGCGACCUGUCCAGGGGAUUGAAAUCAAGAGCGCUCGCAACAACCAAAUCAAUACAGAACCAAUCACCAAAUCUCAAGAGACUUGUUGCGGUUCUAAAAUUCGUCAACACCGCCGCGCCCUACGUCGUCAUAGGCGUGUUGACAAGGUGGAAAAAAGGGGGAGAGCACAAUUAUGCAGCGGGUGCUGA
Morchella importuna is the source of this 513-nucleotide messenger RNA. RefSeq lists its product as uncharacterized. The record is from RefSeq and is a predicted model, not a curated record. Lineage: Eukaryota; Fungi; Ascomycota; Pezizomycetes; Pezizales; Morchellaceae. The coding region runs from base 1 to 513 and encodes 170 amino acids. The transcript has a single exon.